AUGCGACCUUGGAGCGAUACUGAAACUGCUCAUUUGUUAAUGCUCUGUCAAAUACAUGGCCGUGAUUGGCGAUUGAUAUCAAAGUUACUUGGAAGAACUCCAAAAGAGUGUCAUAACAGGUACUUUGAACUUAACCCAGCUCUCAGACGGCAACCUACUAGAGUCGUUCGCCGCCAGGAAUAA
This is a messenger RNA of Dentiscutata heterogama, 183 nucleotides long. Lineage: Eukaryota; Fungi; Glomeromycota; Glomeromycetes; Diversisporales; Gigasporaceae. The record is from the annotation of a GenBank genome assembly.